Messenger RNA from Pteropus alecto (black flying fox), 1137 nucleotides. It is a transcript of the gene RNF133, whose product is annotated as ring finger protein 133. The transcript has a single exon. The coding region runs from base 1 to 1137 and encodes 378 amino acids. The record is from RefSeq and is a predicted model, not a curated record. Lineage: Eukaryota; Metazoa; Chordata; Mammalia; Chiroptera; Pteropodidae.
AUGAAUCUACUCAAGACUGGCACUGAGAGAAACAGCACUGCAUCAUCCUGGCUUGUGAAAUUCAGUAUUCUUUGGCUUCUUAGUCACAACUGUUGCAGAGCCAGCGCUGUUUGGACUGCUUACAUGAACAUAUCAUUUCAUGUUGGGAAUCGCAUGCUCUCAGAGUUGGGGGAAACCGGAGUAUUUGGAAGAAGCUCCAUUUUGAAGAGAGUGGCAGGAGUUAUUGUGCUGCCAGAUGGAAAAAUGCACACUGCGUGUAAUCCCAGUACCAGUUUCAGCAGGGCAAAGAUCUCAGAGCCGUGGCUCGCACUUAUCGAGCGUGGAAGUUGUCCCUUCACACAGAAGAUUAAGGUGGCCGUUGAGAAGGGAGCCAGUGGGGUGAUCAUCUAUAACUUUCCAGGAACUGGCAAUCAGGUUUUUCCCAUGUCGCAUCAGGCAUUUGAAGAUGUCGUCGUGGUGAUGAUUGGUAACCUAAAAGGCAUGGAGAUUUUGCAUUUAAUUCAGAAGGGAGUUCACGUGACAGCGAUGAUUGAGGUGGGGAGAAAACACAUCAUCUGGAUGAAUCAUUAUUUUGUCUCUUUUUUGAUCAUCACGACUGCUACUUUAGUGUAUUUCAUCUUUUAUCAUAUUCGAAGACUUUGGGUAGCAAGGAUUCAGAGCAGGAGAUGGCAGCGAUUAGCAACAGACCUUAAGAUAGCAUUUAGCCAGCUCCAACUUCGGGUUCUGAAAGAGGGGGAUGAGGAAGUAAGUCCAAACGGAGAUAGUUGUGUAGUUUGCUUCGAACUCUAUAAGCCUAAUGAUACAAUUCGUAUUCUGACUUGUAAACAUUUUUUCCACAAGAGUUGCAUUGAUCCUUGGAUUCUGUCCCAUGGGACGUGCCCCAUGUGCAAAUGUGACGUUCUUAAGGCUUUGGGGAUUCAAGUGGAUGUCGAAAAUGGAACAGAAUCUUUGCAAGUUCUGAUGUCAAACGAAUUGCCUGGUAUGCUGUCACCUACUGAAGGGGGGACAAGUAAUGAACCUCCUCCUCCAAGGAGGUCAGAUAAAGUGACCUACAUGGAGGAGGAAGAGGGGCACCUUACUUCUCAGAAUGACAGCCAGCCUAACUCAGUAGCGGAAGAUGUUCAUUCUUCACCUUGA